Messenger RNA from Colletotrichum destructivum, 1564 nucleotides. Its product is annotated as Putative S-phase kinase-associated protein. The coding region runs from base 271 to 783 and encodes 170 amino acids. The transcript has 5 exons. Gene Ontology annotation, molecular function: cullin family protein binding. Gene Ontology annotation, biological process: SCF-dependent proteasomal ubiquitin-dependent protein catabolic process; mitotic cell cycle. Gene Ontology annotation, cellular component: cytoplasm; nucleus. NCBI's taxonomy places the organism in Eukaryota, Fungi, Ascomycota, Sordariomycetes, Glomerellales, Glomerellaceae. The record is from RefSeq and is a predicted model, not a curated record.
CACUGCUUCUACCCUCUCCGGGUAGCCGCACCCUCUGUGCCUUCUUCUUCUCCACCAGCUGCCCCCAGCCUGAAAACCAACGUCAGCCCGCGAACGUGAUUCAAAGGCCAUCUCCAACCACAAAUCACCUACUUACCUCCCGUUUGUCGGUACCAAAUCACCAACCCAAACGGAAACAGCCCACAGUUACUUCCGCCCACGAACCCUUUACUUAGAUUUAUUUUUCUCCGAUAUAUAGUAUCCCACAGUCAUCCAUACAUAUCAGCUAAGAUGGCCGCCGAAAAGAAGGACUCCAAGAUCUGGGUGCAGUCCAACGACAACAUCACCAUUCCCGUCGAUCGCGUUGUCGCUGAGCGCUCCAUGCUCAUCAAGAACAUGCUCGAGGAUGUUGGCGACGAUAGUAUCAGCCAGGAGAAUCCCAUUCCCAUCCCGAACGUGAACGAGGCUGUCCUUCGCAAGGUGAUCGAGUGGUGCGAGCACCACCGCAACGAUCCCGUCCAGACCCAGGAUGAUGAGAACGAUGCUCGCAAGAAGACCACCGAGAUUGAGGAGUGGGAUCAGAAGUUUAUGCAAGUUGACCAGGAGAUGCUCUUUGAGAUCAUCCUUGCCUCCAACUACCUGGACAUCAAGCCCCUCCUCGACGUUGGCUGCAAGACGGUCGCCAACAUGAUCAAGGGCAAGUCCCCGGAGGAAAUUCGUAAGACAUUCAACAUCACCAACGACUUUACGCCCGAGGAAGAGGAGCAGAUUCGCCGUGAGAACGAGUGGGCCGAGGACCGAUGAGACCCUCGGACGAUUCGAGUGGCGGCCGGAGUAUGGGUUCGAAUCCCUCUUCGGAUAUCUCCCUCACUCCUAAUGUGUGAUGCAUCGUACUCCGGCGUUUUAUGACGAUCGCUCUUUGAUUCGGUUUGGGUUACCUGGAAAUUUGAGGUUCGCUUCACAGGCCAGGCUUUGGGUGUUCAUGGACAGGGACAUCAGGGUGGAGAACGACGCGGUCGAUACACGACUGCCUCUUUCGAAGCAGAUAUGCUUCGCCGGUUGGUUUGCUAGACAGUCAUAGCAAAGCAAUUUCAGUGUUUAUUCGCAAACGAAAAUAUAAUGAGGCGCUGGACAAGGAUGGUGACAGCGACAUGUGUGGUGGUGCUUCUCUCAUGUGCGGAGGGUGAAUGCGCUACUCGCCGGCGCCAGACGCCGACGGAAGCUUGACCCUUUCACAUACCCGUCGGACGUAAGCAUAUAUCUCCUCUGGCCAGGAAGUCUUUCCAGUGUGGUGUUGUCAGCUACCUAUUGAAACUGUAUCAAGAAAUGUAGCACACAGGACCAUGUGACUUUGUGGGGGCAAUAUUGUGUCUCUCAGAGCGCCACAAAGUCCACCUAGGCAAAAGAAUCUGUGGUACCAUGCUUGUGAUAGUGUCCCGAUAAUGGAAGGUUCGAAUUCCGGGCCAGAAGGCGGUUUCGACGAUUCAUGGUGGCACCAUAGCGGCCUAACACACGUGGCGGGCAUUCGCGGGGCUUCAGGCUUCUUUCGUUCCAGGGCCGAAAGAACAAUUCACAUUUCAGCCAG